Messenger RNA from Acanthosepion pharaonis, 1065 nucleotides. The record is from the annotation of a GenBank genome assembly. NCBI's taxonomy places the organism in Eukaryota, Metazoa, Mollusca, Cephalopoda, Sepiida, Sepiidae.
AUGACGUUUAAGCCGACAGUUCCAAAAGGGCCGAUCGCUGCUAUGUACAGCAGUCCAGGGCCGUGUUACCAGCUACCUACUCUGGUCGGCCAACAAGGCCAUGAUUCGAGGAGUACUCACCAGAAAGCUCCUAGUUAUCAGUUUGGCAUACGACAUGGUUCAAGGAUUGAUAAUUGCAGCCCGGGACCCAAGUACAACUUCACUGAGUUUCAAGUUUACCGUGAUGGUAAAGAUGGCACCCCGCAUUACUCCUUGUACAGCCGUCCGAGGGACUCGACUACUUUUAAGACGCCUGGCCCGGGGACCUACUCCCCAGAAAACACAACGGGGGCUUAUUUUGCAGCCGCUCCAAUGCAUAGCUUCGGACAGAGACAUAAACAUCGAACAACUGAUUUAACUCCAGCUCCAAACAGCUACAGCCUUCCAGGAUUACUCGGGAAAACUAUACAGGGUGGCAAGCUCCAAGCUCCAUCGUACACAGUUCUUGGGCGGAAGACUAUCGGAAGUUUCCAUGAAGAUUUGGCAAAGGUAAGCAAAGGUGUACUUAUUAUCUUUUUCUUUCUUUCUUUCUUUCUUCCUUUCUUUCUUUCUUUCUUUCUUUCUUUCUUUCUUUCUUUCUUAUUCCUGUCCUUUAUAAGAUUAAUUUCAUAUUCAACUACUGUUUCACUAUCGUGUCUACUCGUAUCUAUCUAUCUAUCUAUCUAUCUAUCUAUCUAUCUAUCUAUCUAUGUAUUUGGCACGUCGUGCGCAACAUUAUGUAAUCUAUCUAUCUAUCUAUCUAUCUAUCUAUCUAUCUAUCUAUCUAUCUAUCUAUCUGUAAGGCUGUUCAUUAUCUAUCUAUCUAUCUAUCUAUCUAUCUAUCUAUCUAUCUAUCUAUCUAUCUCAGUCUGUUCAAUUUGUUUAUAUCAUUCUGUUCAUAUCAUCUAUCUAUCUAUCUAUCUAUCUAUCUAUCUAUCUAUCUAUCUAUCUCAGUCUGUUCAUAUUUGUUUAUAUCAUUCUGUUCAUAUCUAUCUAUCUAUCUAUCUAUCUAUCUAUCUAAAAUGGAACAAGACAAGAUAUCGCUAG